Vitis vinifera (wine grape) is the source of this 1387-nucleotide messenger RNA. RefSeq lists its product as uncharacterized. The coding region runs from base 94 to 1218 and encodes 374 amino acids. The transcript has 9 exons. NCBI's taxonomy places the organism in Eukaryota, Viridiplantae, Streptophyta, Magnoliopsida, Vitales, Vitaceae. The record is from RefSeq and is a predicted model, not a curated record.
AUUUCAUUUUCUUAUCACAGGGCCACAGUGGAAAUGUGUGUGAUCCAGCAAGAACAGGGCUGAAGAAGAGAGAGCAAAGCAGGGAUAAUCACAAUGGCUAGUCCUGUUUCACGGGUUGCUGUAGUUGGAAGUGGAAUUUCAGGAGCUGUGUGUGCCUCACUGCUUGCUAGAAAUGGGGUGUCAGUGACUCUUUUCGAGUCUGCUAGAGGACCUGGUGGUCGAAUGUCUUAUCGAAAAGAAAUUACUGAAGAUGGGAAGGAGCUGGUAUUUGACCAUGGUGCUCCUCUUUUUACUGUGAGCAACCCUGAUGUUUUGGGUAUUGUUAGAGAGUGGGAAGCAAGAGGUCUUGUUGCUGAGUGGAAAGAGAAUUUUGCGUCUUUUGAUUGUAUCUCCAGGAAAUUCAUUGACUUUGAAAAGGAAGGAUUAAGCGAGAAAUAUGUGGGUGUCCCAGUCAUGAAUUCUAUUUGUAGAGCAUUAUGCCAUGAACCUGGAGUGGAAAGUAAGUUUGGUGUGGGUGUUGGGAGCUUGGAGUGGUUUGAUGAAAAGAACUUAUGGUCGUUGACUGGUUUGGAUGGACAAAAUCUUGGCAAUUUUGAGGGAGUGGUUGCAUCAGACAAAAAUAUAUUUUCUAAAAGGUUUACAGAUGUAACAGGACGACCACCGCCUCUUGUUAUGAUCCAUACAGAUUUGAAUUUGAUUCCAGAGUUGGCAGCAAAAUUGCAAGAAGUUCCUGUUUGUUCGUGUUUUGUUCUCAUGCUGGCAUUUACAAAGCCUCUGUCUUCUAUAUCUGUGAAAGGCUUCUCAUUUAAGAAUUCUGAAAUUCUGAGCUGGGCCUUCUGUGACAGCAGCAAGCCAGGGCAUCCUGCUACUAGUGAACGUUGGGUAUUGCAUUCAACAAUGGAGUAUGCAAGGGGCGUUGUUGCUCAAAUUGGAUUACAGAAGCCAUCAAGUUCAACAUUAGCAAAAGUGGCUGAAGAGCUAUUUGAAGAGUUUCAGAGGACAGGACUUACAAUAUCUCAGCCAUUUUUCAAAAAGGCUCACAGAUGGGGAAGUGCUUUUCCAGCUGCAAGCAUAGCCAGGGAGGAGAAAUGCCUCUGGGAUAGGAAGAAGAGAGUAGCCAUUUGUGGAGACUUUUGUGUUAGCCCAACUGUUGAGGGUGCUAUACUUAGUGGCAUGGCUGCAUCCUCAAAGCUCACAGAAUUCCUUAGUUGCUUAUAAUGAUAAAAUGAUCAGGAUCUAUAAUUUGGAUUAGCUUUGCUAAAAUGAUGAUUAUAGAGUUGAUAGACUACUGCCAUUGGUUUAAAUUUUAUGAAUUGUGUAUCGAUGUGAACUAAACCCGAAUUAAUGCACUAAUCAUUCUGUAAUAACACUGCCAAGCUUUUCUUAA